Fraxinus pennsylvanica is the source of this 1332-nucleotide messenger RNA. Lineage: Eukaryota; Viridiplantae; Streptophyta; Magnoliopsida; Lamiales; Oleaceae. The record is from the annotation of a GenBank genome assembly.
AUGGAACAGUCUGAGACAAGGAUAAAGCAUAAACAAUUUUCGGAAAUGCCUGAGAACCGUGAUGACCAAGUUGUAACCACUUACGGCUCUCAAAAGCUUUACAGUGGCAGGGAGGAAAAUACUACUAAAGUUACUAGUUUUGAGUUCAGAAGCAAAAAGAGAACAUCGAACAGUGGUUGGACUUGGAAGACCUCCAUAUCUCAGCAGCUGUCUGAGACUAGAAUGAAGAAAGUGGAAGGAUAUUCAACUGACGUCAUUACUUAUGCUGCAGAAAAGAAUCAACAACAUGAACAGUUUACCACUUUGGUAGACGAAAAAGGAAACUCGACAAAGAAAGGAAGCAGUUCUAUUUCACAGAUUCAGUCAGAUAGUAGGAUUAUAAAACAAGAAGAAAAUGUGAAUUUAGCUUAUGGCUCGUAUAUAGAAUCCAAAGAGCAACACUUUCAAACACAUGAAGAACGCUUCAGAAGAACGGAUGUCAGAAUUGGAACACAACAAAUGACUAAUGAAACAGCCACUCAUUCUGGUGGUUUAAUUGGUGCAACAGAUGGAAACAAGACAAGAUCAGAGACACUAGUUACACCUCCAUCUUAUCAAUUAGCAGCAAGAGGUGAAUUGCACGUUGAACCAACAAGUGUGCUUGCGAUUGAGGAGGUGAAUGAUGGGAGUACAGAAAGUGGCUCUACUGCAUUGCAUAAACUUGUCCUGGGGAGGUCUCCAGCGUUGCAUCAUGAAAAAUAUGGAAGCGCCAAGAGUGUUGAAGCUCAUGAACAGCCUUUUAAGUUCAUCUCCAGUGAAGUUGCAAUUGGGUCAGCCGAGCAAUUACAGAAAUCUUCUGCACACUAUGUUGGUGAGUUUGUUGAGAAGGUAAGGCAUGAAAUUUCAACUUCUGAAAUCCACGAGGAGAAGAAAAAUUUUAAAUCUAAGUUUGUGCACGAGGAGGAGCAAAGUAACCGAAAGGAUUUGAGUCAGUAUGUGUCUGGAGAGUCUGAUUCAAAGGAGCAUCACUCAAGGCAUUCCUCUAGUAGUUCUAAAACAAAAGGGCCAUCAGAUCAAACAUGGGAGGUUGAUGAACAAUCUGUUCAGGAGCAUUCCAAGACAGAAGUACAGGAUAAUACAAGCAAAGCAGAGAAUGCUAUUGUCAAGAGAACUGGCAGGUCCUUCUGGAAUAUCAUUGGUGAUAUUAUUCGUCUGAAGUGGUCUACACGUUCUGAAAGCCAUAGCACAGGUGGAAAGGCAGGUGGUGUUUCAUCCAAUCAAUCUACAAGUAGUGAUGCAUGGUUUUCUGGUCAUGAAGCUGAAGAAGAUGGAGUGAGUGGAAGAAAAGAAUGA